GAUGUUGUUGCCUCCAAGUUUUGAAUUUUCAAAGUGUUUCUCUUCAUUCAAGCGUCGACACGAAUUAGUGCAGCCAGGCAGCAGCUUAGGUGGUGUAGUUGGUUAGCUAACGUUAAUUAAAGACGUCUUCGAUAAGUUAUUGAAAGCAGUAACGUUAAAUAUAAGAAGAAUGGCUGAACCACUGAAGCAGACGUUCUUUGAAAACAAGCCGGUGGAGAAGACGAAGAAAGAUCCAAAGCGCAUGUCUGUGGAGAGGAUCUAUCAGAAGAAGACGCAGUUGGAGCACAUUUUGCUCCGACCGGACUCCUACAUCGGCUCUGUAGAGCCUGUCACUCAACAAAUGUGGGUGUAUGAUGAGGAAGAGGGACUGAACUGCCGUGAAAUCUUGUUUGUGCCUGGGCUUUACAAGAUUUUUGAUGAGAUCCUUGUAAAUGCAGCUGACAAUAAGCAGAGGGACAAGAGCAUGUCCUGUAUCAAGAUCAACAUUGAUGUUGAGAACAACACCAUCAGUGUGUGGAAUAAUGGAAAGGGUAUUCCUGUGGUGGAGCACAAGGUGGAGAAGGUGUACGUGCCUGCUCUCAUCUUUGGACAGCUCCUCACCUCCAGUAACUACGAUGAUGACCAGAAGAAAGUCACUGGUGGACGCAAUGGAUAUGGUGCUAAGCUUUGCAACAUUUUCAGCACAAAGUUCACUGUAGAGACUGCCUGUAAACAGUCAAAGAAGUCCUUCAAGCAGACUUGGCAUGACAACAUGGGCAGAGCAGGGGAUUAUAAGAUCAAACCCUUUGAGGGAGAGGAAUACACUUGCAUCACCUUCAGUCCCGACCUGGCCAAGUUUAAAAUGAGCAUCCUGGACAAAGACACAGUGGCUCUGAUGACCAGGAGGGCCUACGACAUCGCUGGAGCCUCCAAGGGUGUCCGUGUGUUCUUCAAUGGCAAGAAGCUGCCACUUACAGGUUUCCGUAGCUACGUGGACAUGUAUCUGAAGGACAAGGUGGACGAGCUCGGCGGCGCCCUCACCGUGAUCCACGAGGUCGUCAACGAGCGCUGGGAGGUCUGCCUCACCAUGAGCGAGAAAGGUUUCCAGCAAGUCAGCUUUGUCAACAGUAUUGCCACAACCAAGGGAGGGAGGCACAUUGACUAUGUUACAGACCAGGUGGUUAGCAAGCUCAUUGACGUGGUGAAGAGGAAGAACAAAGCUGGGGUGGUCAUCAAGCCUUUCCAGGUGAAGAACCACCUGUGGCUGUUUGUCAAUUGCCUGGUUGAGAACCCCACCUUUGAUUCUCAGACCAAAGAGAACAUGACACUGCAGCAUAAGAGCUUUGGAUCCACUUGUUCUCUCAGCGACAAGUUCAUUAAACAGGCCACAACCUGCGGGGUUGUGGAAAGCAUCAUGAACUGGGUGAAGUUCAAGGCUCAGACCCAGCUCAACAAGAAAUGCUCAAGUGUUAAACACACAAAGAUCAAGGGGGUGCCUAAACUGGACGAUGCCAACGAUGCAGGUGGGAAGAACUCCAUCGGCUGCACGCUGAUCCUCACUGAGGGAGACUCAGCCAAGACACUCGCUGUGUCUGGGCUCGGAGUGGUCGGCAGGGACCGCUAUGGCGUCUUCCCUCUCAGAGGAAAAAUGCUCAACGUCCGGGAGGCCACACUCAAACAGAUCAUGGAGAACGCUGAAAUCAACAACAUCAUCAAGAUCCUCGGCCUUCAGUACAAGAAGAACUACAGCGACCCAGAUUCCCUCAAGACACUGCGUUACGGCAAGCUGAUGAUCAUGACAGAUCAGGAUCAAGACGGCUCCCACAUUAAGGGCCUGCUAAUCAACUUCAUCCACCACAACUGGCCAUCGUUGCUGCGCCACAACUUCCUGGAAGAGUUCAUCACCCCCAUCAUCAAGGUAACUCUCAAGAAAACUCAGCUGUCCUUCUACAGUAUCCCCGAAUUCAACGUAUGGAAGGAGAGCCAGGCCAACUACAAAUCUUGGAAAACAAAAUACUACAAAGGUUUGGGAACCAGCACAUCGCAGGAAGCCAAGGAGUACUUCUCUGAUUUUGAGAGACACCGUAUCCCAUUCAAGUACGGCGGACCUGAAGACGAUGAAGCUAUUACCCUUGCCUUUAGCAAGAAGAAAGUGGAUGAGCGGAAAGAAUGGCUGACCAACUUCAUGGUCAACAGACGCCAGCGUAGGGCUCACAACCUGCCUGAUGAGUUCCUGUACGGUCUGUCCACCACGUCCCUCUCGUACAACGACUUCGUCAACAAGGAGCUGGUACUUUUCUCCAACUCUGACAACGAGAGGUCAAUCCCCUGCAUGGUGGACGGUCUGAAACCAGGCCAGAGGAAGGUGCUGUUUAGUUGCUUCAAGAGGAACGACAAGCGGGAGGUGAAGGUGGCCCAGCUGGCUGGCUCGGUGGCUGAGAUGUCAGCCUACCACCAUGGAGAGAUCUCUCUGAUGAUGACCAUUGUAGGUUUGGCCCAGAACUUCGUGGGAAGCAACAACUUGAACCUGUUGCAGCCUUUGGGUCAGUUUGGAACCAGGUUGCACGGCGGCAAGGACUCUGCCAGCCCUCGAUACAUCUUCACCAUGCUCAGCUCUCUGACCCGCCUUGUUUUCCCAACUGUGGAUGGCAACCUGCUCAAGUAUAAUGUCGAUGACAACCAGCGCGUAGAGCCGGAGUGGUACAUUCCCAUCAUCCCCACUGCGCUGGUGAACGGCUGUGAAGGUAUCGGCACAGGCUGGGCCAGCAGGAUGCCCAACUACGACAUACGAGAGAUCGUCAGCAACAUCCACCGCAUGCUCAAUGGCGAUGAGCCUCUGCCAAUGCUUCCAAACUACAAAGGCUUCAAAGGCACAAUUGAGCAGGUGGUGGACAACCAGUUCAUCAUCAGCGGAGAGGUGGCCAUCAUCGAUUCCACCACCAUUGAGAUCUCUGAAUUGCCCGUCAAAACCUGGACACAGACCUACAAGGAGAACGUGCUGGAGCCAAUGCUGAACGGCACAGAGAAGGUCCCCUCUCUGAUCACAGACUACAGGGAAUACCACACCGACACCACCGUGCGCUUCGUGGUCACAAUGACGGCAGAUAAGCUGAGCGAGGCGGAGGCUGCUGGCCUCCACAAAGUCUUCAAACUUCAGAACACCCUCACCUGCAAUUCUAUGGUUCUGUUUGACCACGUGGGCAGCCUGAAGAAGUAUGAGUCUGCGCUGGAUGUUCUCAAGGACUUCUUUGAGUUGAGGAUGAAGUACUACGGGCUGAGAAAGGAUUGGUUGAUCGGCAUGCUGGGGGCAGAAGGUGCUAAACUCACCAACCAGGCCCGCUUCAUCCUGGAGAAAGUCCAGGGAACCUUGGUCAUUGAGAACAAGCCGAAGAAGGAGCUGAUUCGCAUGCUGCAGGAGAUGGGCUACGACUCUGACCCAGUCAAGGCUUGGAAACAGGCCCAGGAGAAGAAUGUGGAGACGGUGGAGGAAGAGACGGAAGAGACGGAGGAGGAGGACACCAGCGGGCCAGACUACAACUACCUGCUGAAUAUGCCCAUGUGGUACUUGACCAAAGAGAAGAAAGACGAGCUUUGCCGACAGAGGGACGCCAAGUUGACAGAGCUGGACACCCUGAAGAAGAAGUCUCCAGCAGACAUGUGGAAGGAAGACCUGGCUGCUUUCUGCGAGGAACUGGAGAACAUUGAGGCAAAAGAAAAGGAGGUCGCCGACAUGCCUGUCGUUAAAAAAGGUGGAAAGGGCAGAAAGCUGAAGGUGAAGCAGGAGACUCUGCCCACGCCGCAGGGUCGCCGUGUUGUCCCGCGCAUUUCCAGCACCAUGAAAGCUGAACUUAACAAGAGGGCUGAUGUUAAGAAAGGAGAAGGCAAGAGGGGCAAAAAAAUCAAGAGUGAAGAUGUAGUGAUGAAGAUGGAGUUUGGAGACGAUGCGGAGAACGCAGAGCCAAGCGAGGAGGUGGGCUUGGCUGCACGACUGAGCAAGAAAACUAAAACCCAGCCAAAGGAAAAAGCAGCAUCAAAGACCGGCAAGCAGAGCACUCUUCGGUUCACACCCGUUGCCAAGGAGCCCAAGAAUAAUCCAUGGUCGGACGAAGACGCCAGUCUGUCCGACAUGGAGGCAGAGGAAGUGGUCGCCCCCAGGGAGAAGGUCAAACGCAAAACUAAAGCUGCGGUGAAGUACAACUUGUCCGACAGUGAAGACGAAUUUGAUGACUGGGGAAAGAAGGACGCUCCAAAACGGAAAGCCGCUAUCAGUGAUGACGAUGACAGCUUUUUGCCCGAGCCCACUGCGGAGAGCGACGCCGACUCUCCAGCCCCGUCCCCCAAAGCUCCAGAACCCAAGAAGAAAACGUCAAAGAGCAAACCGACAGCUAAACAAGCUAAAUCCAAGUCGAGCUCUCAGUCCGACGAUCAGGCGCCUCCAGCCAAGGCUCCAGUUCAACGUAAAACUAAGGAGGCUGCACCCAAAAAACCCGCCGCUGCCAGGAAACCAGCUGCAUCCAAGAAGAAGGCUGCAGAUGUGAAUCAGCCGUCCGUCUUGGAUGCUUUUUCUAAGUCCAAACCUGCGUCCACCACGGCUGCUAAGAAGGUUCAACCUUCGUUCGACUCCGGUGACUCAGAGGGUGAAGUCAAAGCUCCAGUUACAAAGACGAAGCCAGUGAUCAAACGCAAACAGGCCGCCAGCAACGACUCCGACAGCAGCUCAGGAGACCUCAUGUCACGCCUCAAGGCCAAAACAACCGCCAGCAAGAAAACCAAGAGGUGGGAUGAGGACGACGACAGCUUCCAGGUUUCAGACCAGGAGACGGCAGCAGCAGCAGCUCCCGCGGUAAAGCGGGACAAGCCCUCACGCGCCCGCAAACCUGUAGCCUACAUCCUGGACUCUGACUCGGAUGAUGACCUUUAAAUUUUACUCUCCAAGUCAGUUUUAGAUUUUGUAUUAAAGACAGGUUCUCAGCCAGUCUUACAUGUAGUUUGUGCCAUGUGGUUAAUAUGGCUUCGUUUUCAUCACUUGAAGGAUGGUUGCAUUUACGCUUGUGGAUGGUCUGAUUCAUUGUACCUGUCAAAUAGCAGAAGUAUAUACAAAAAAAAAAUACUCGUGUGUUACACCCGGUGUGCAUUUCCAGUUUUAGUCUUAGGAUUCUUGAUAUGUGUUUUGUCUUGUCCUGUAAAUAUUUCAAUGGCUGUUUCAUUUUAUAUUGAGAAAAAUAAAGUUAACUUGCUUGU
Messenger RNA from Sebastes umbrosus (honeycomb rockfish), 5220 nucleotides. RefSeq names its product DNA topoisomerase II alpha (gene top2a). Gene Ontology annotation, biological process: resolution of meiotic recombination intermediates; sister chromatid segregation; DNA topological change. The coding region runs from base 170 to 4900 and encodes 1576 amino acids. The transcript has 35 exons. Gene Ontology annotation, molecular function: DNA binding; DNA topoisomerase type II (double strand cut, ATP-hydrolyzing) activity; ATP binding. The record is from RefSeq and is a predicted model, not a curated record. Lineage: Eukaryota; Metazoa; Chordata; Actinopteri; Perciformes; Sebastidae. Gene Ontology annotation, cellular component: nucleus.